GCCGCUCCCUGCUAAUGAAGUCCGCCCAUCGCAAACCAACGGCUGAUUUUGUGCCGCAGAUAGUGCCGAAGUUUAGAUUCCCUCUGUGAAGAACCUUUUGUAAAAAGUCGAUUGUUCGGGUAACGGUUCGUGUUGUCUCAGCUGUGUUUACUCUGACUGAAAAAAGGUAUCGUUUCCGGUUCCGCGCUGUUCGGGUGACGGCAGUUUGGUCCAUCGCCCUGCUGCUUGUUUCUGUGGUUUGAAGAAGUUAACAUUCAAUAGAGCGGCCCUGAAGAUGGCGGACUGUCUCACUAAAGUGGAGCUGAGCAUCUCCUGCACCGACCUGCUGGAUAAAGAUGUCGGUUCGAAGUCGGACCCUCUGUGCGUGCUGCUGCAGAGCUCGGGCAGCGACACCUGGACCGAGCUGGCUCGCACUGAGCGUGUGAAGAACUCCUCCAGUCCGUCCUUCAGUCAGCGGCUCAGGCUGGAUUACCACUUUGAGACGGUGCAGAAUCUGAAGCUCGGCGUCUACGACAUCGACAACUCGAGCGCUGACCUCGCCGAUGAUGACUACCUGGGAGGGGUGGAGCUAACGCUGGGACAGAUUGUUUCCAGUAAAACCUUGACCAGACCUCUGCAGCUGAAGAAAGGCAAACCUGCAGGGAAAGGAAGCAUUACGGUCACAGCAGAGGAGGUGAAGGACAACAGAGCCAUUCAGUUGGAGUUUGAAGCUAAAAACCUGGACAAGAAGGAUACGUUUGGGAAAUCUGAUCCGUUCCUCGAGUUUUUCAAAAAAGGAGACGAUGGAAAGUGGCAGCUGGUCCACAGAACAGAGGUUGUGAAGAACAAUCUGAAUCCCACUUGGAAGAAGUUCUCUGUUCCCCUCCAGACGUUCUGCUCCAGCGACCUCGACAGACCGCUGAAGGUGGAUUGCUCUGAUUAUGACAGUGAUGGAACUCACGAUCUGAUCGGUUCUUUCAGCACCACAGUGUCCGAGCUGCAGAAAGCUGCGAGUGGUGCGCCGGUGUCGUUUGACUGCAUCCACCCGGACAAACAGAAGAAAAAGAAGAGCUAUAAGAACUCUGGAGUCGUCUCUGUGAAGAGCUGCGAGCUGUUGACCCAGUUCUCCUUCCUGGACUACAUGAUGGGCGGCUGCCAGAUCAACUUCACCGUCGGGAUCGACUUCACCGGCUCGAAUGGAGACCCUCGCUCGCCCAACUCUCUCCACUACAUGAGUCCAGACGGGUUGAACCAGUACCUGUCGGCUCUGUGGUCCGUGGGUCACGUGGUGCGGGACUACGACACGGAUAAACUUUUCCCAGCGUUCGGUUUUGGGGCCAAACUGCCUCCAGACUACCAGGCUGCAAACCACGAGUUCGCCCUCAACUUCAACCCCACUAACCCCUACUGCAGAGGUAUCGAGGGAAUCGUCGAGGCCUACAGGAUGGUGAUUCCUCAGCUGAGACUCUCUGGGCCCACAAACUUCUCCCCCAUCAUCAACCACGUCGCCUCCCUCGCCGCGCAGGCCGCGCAGAGCAACAGCGCCUCCCAAUACUUCGUCCUCCUCAUCCUCACUGACGGCGAGAUCACCGACUUGGAUCAGACCCGGGACGCUGUGGUCCGGGCCUCGAGGCUGCCGCUGUCGAUCAUCAUCGUGGGGGUCGGGCCGGCGGACUUCAAAGCCAUGGAGCUCCUGGACGGAGACGACGGCGUCCUGAGGUCGACGGUGGGGGAGGCCGUCGCCAGGGACAUCGUCCAGUUUGUCCCCUUCAGGCAGUUCAAAGAUGCUCCACAGGAGGCUCUGGCGAAGUCGGUCCUCGCCGAGGUUCCUAACCAGCUGGUCUCUUAUUUCAAGAUGAGAGGCCUCGGACCGCCUAAACUAGCUCCAGCUGCACCCAAAUCCUAGACCCUGCAGCCAUAGAGCCUAAGCACCACCCCUUUAAGCUGAAAGCCUCCCGCCCCAGGAUCAGACCACUCGCAAAGUCAACCACGCUUCAGGGGACCAACCUGGUGUGUUUCUACAAUCAGCCAAUCACAAUUUGCCAUUUAGAUGUCAGCCAACGCUCCAUAGAUUGUUUUUUUUUACAAGUCUGUUUGAUAAUCACUUUGUUUUCAUGAAAUGAAAGGGAUGAUAAUAAUGUAGUCUAGAUACUUCUAAUCGAUUCCUUCUGCUGCUUGCACACUAACUAUGCAGAUCACAUGUUAUUGCUAUCACGCGUUUAAUAAUCAGAGCCAUACACACACAAGUGGUCAUUUUUGGCUCCACAGUCUGUCUUUUACCGUUGCCAUAGUAACACAAAAGGUCUAUGAUAUCGUAGCUUUGUAUGUGUAUAGACAUAUUGGGGUUUUGCCCCCUCAGUUCCAUGCAGUAUUAUCCAGGCUACGUCUAGUGGGCACGAGAGGAACUGCAGCUCCCUGUAAACAGUCCAUGUUACCAUGGCAACACCAUGUGCCAACUCUGUGUGUGGCUCUGAUUAGCUUUAAUGAUCAGGUAUCGAUACUUAGCACUUUGCUCUUGCCUUAAACGCUAGAAGAUUGUAUCAUGAUUGAUAUAAUAUACUCUUUGUCAUAGCUUUAAUACUUUGGCCUUAACAUGAAGCUUAACUGUUGCCUUAAUAUAUAACUACUCAAGCCUAAAGUAGUUUUUAGUACAGCCUUUGCAAGCCGUUCAGUGGUUUGUUGAUGCCGCCAUCUUGUCUCUCUGCGCUGAACGCAUUUCUACCGUUGGGCCGCGUUCUACAACCUGCGUUUUGUAAGAUGGGAACUGACCCCCCGUUUGACCCUCAAGCCCUCGAUCAGCCACAGUGUUACAGGCAGGUCGCCAUCAAUGAACCGCCGUCGGAUGAAGUCCUGGGUUUUGAAGUAACCAUUUGGUACUGGUAACCGUGGUAACGCUCCAUCCCACAUCACCCGAGCAUCACGCUGAGUCUGUCUGAACGUCGGCUUCGUUUUGCAAAGAUUGUCUUCUAAAUGCUGGAAUGAAAACACGCAAGAUUAUUGUCAAAAUGUGUCGUAGGACGUUUACUGCAGCAGAGCCACAGUUUAUGUUACAUUGCAUAUUAAAGAGAUAUAUUGCCAACUUCAGAAUGACCUCAAGUGGACGUUAUUUAUUUCAGGGUCCAUUUUAUCAUGGGUAAAUUUUUUGUACUGCUUUUUUUCCUUAUGUUCGGGAACAAAAUAACCUUUAAAAGCUCUAAAAAUGGCCAGUAACUCAAAGUGAGUUAAGAUAAUUUUGCCAAACACAUUGGAGAUAUAAUUUUAAUCUGAGCGGCGUUUUGUCUUCCUGCCUCUGUGCUGCUUCGGACUGUUUGAGAGCUCUUUACAAACUCAAAGGUUGAAGAGAAAAACAAGUUUACUGCAUCUUCUGUUACAGAUUGUCAAUCUCAAGUUUUCAGUUAAACUCAGUUGUAGAGAGGAUGAAAGUGUUGUAGAUUCAUCUUGAGUUAUGUUAUGUCAUAUGAACACAUUUUAGAAGCUUUGAGAGGUAAAAGUAUCCAGAAAGGUAAAAGAAAGUCAUAAAUGACCUUUUCCACCCAGAAACAGCUGUUUUCUUUGCGUAUUUGUAUUUCUAAAAUCAUCUUCCAGAUAAAACAAAGUUCACAUUUUAAUGUUCUGUCUGAGAUUGAAAGUUUAUUUUUACCAUCCAGUGUCAUAAAAUAAAAACAUAAGCACUUGAAUGCUCGAUAUGAAGCUGAAUAAACAGGCCGCGACUUGAGAUGUUUGUUUUUUUUGUUCGUUUUUAUUCCGUAGAUUUGUGUUUGUCGCGCUCAGGCUGCCAUGAUGUCCUUAAUUUUUCUUUUUUGUGGCCAAGAGCUCGUUUUAUGUCAGUUUUGCAGUUGAUAGGAAGUAAUGCAUUCACAAUAAUUCAAAUGGCAGAAACAAAAAAUCAAACAAAAAACUAGAACUCUGAUCCGAGUUCGGCUCAGCAUGCUGUAUUGUCCCUGCAAACCUGGCUGCAUGGUCACAUGGUGCUGUGAUGUCAUCAGAGAAACGUUUCCUAAAUGUCUACAAAGUUAAAGGACUAUAACUCCCAUAAUGCUUUGCUCCACAGUGCUGUGAUCAAACAACUUGUUUUUAAACGGAUUAAUCCACAUCUUCAGGGACUAAUUGCUAUAAACCAGUGUAACUAAACCAGUAUGACCAGUAACAUUGUGUCUGUAUGAAUGCACCUGUUCCAAAAUAUAAUAACAACUUUGGAAAACGUG
Pungitius pungitius (ninespine stickleback) is the source of this 4184-nucleotide messenger RNA. It is a transcript of the gene cpne1, whose product is annotated as copine I. The transcript has 16 exons. NCBI's taxonomy places the organism in Eukaryota, Metazoa, Chordata, Actinopteri, Perciformes, Gasterosteidae. The record is from RefSeq and is a predicted model, not a curated record. Gene Ontology annotation, molecular function: RNA binding; calcium-dependent phospholipid binding. Gene Ontology annotation, biological process: positive regulation of tumor necrosis factor-mediated signaling pathway; regulation of canonical NF-kappaB signal transduction; cellular response to calcium ion. Gene Ontology annotation, cellular component: ribonucleoprotein complex; plasma membrane. The coding region runs from base 275 to 1885 and encodes 536 amino acids.